AUGGACCGAGUCUUCGCACUCUCCAAGACCAUUCGGCGGCUGCAGCGCAUGGCUUGGCUGCCCUCGCUGAGCUUCGCCCUCCGGAGGCAGCACUGCGAAGAGCAGGUGAAGUUGGCGUUCAUGAUGCUCUCCUUGGGUGCUUUCGGCGGCUCCCCACGGCGCGUGAGAGCGCCAUCCUUUCGAUUGCCUGAGCGCCUGGUGUCAUCGAAGGAGGCAGCUGAGAUCCAGGGCGCCAUCGAUGCGUUUGAGAAGCAGUUCCCGGAUCUCUGCCUUUCAAACAUCACCAAAGCUGUGAUGUUGGCAGGACUUGCCGCCCAUCAUGCUGGACAGAUGCCUGCGCAGCGAGCGCUCGUUGAGUGCCUCUUCGAACGUGGCCUGCUGAAGCUAAUCUUCGCCACGGAGACCCUAGCGGCGGGGAUCCAUAUGCCUGCGCGUGCGGUGAUCCUCAGCCAGCUGGAGAAGAAGGACGCUUUCGGGCUCCGUUGGUUGAACUCCACGGAGGUUUUGCAGAUGUGUGGCCGGGCUGGGCGCAGGGGGCUGGAUUUGCAGGGACAUGCCAUUGUGAACGGCCCAGUGAGCUGGACAGCAGAAACGUUGAUCUCGGGGCCACUACCCUUGAACUCCAGCUUUUCGCCCAGCUACGAUAUGCUUUGCGCCCUCUUCACUGGGGGCAGAGAGGAGCAUGAGGUCGCUUCACUGAUCCAGAAGAGUUUCGCGGCCUUCCUUGCGUCGUGCGAUGAUGAAAAAUCGGAGACUGAUUAUUUGCAGGAGGAAGGGGAGCUUGAAAGGCUGGGGCAGUUUCUGGCCCGUGUCCGCCAGAUGCUCGAAAGAAGUGGAUGUAGCCUGCAAGAAAUCAAGGAGUACAAGAAGCUGCGGCAUCAACAGGAUUUGGACGAGCGCCUGGGGUUUCGAGGUCUUCGGGAUCAGGGCCACAGCGAUGAUGACUUGGAUCUCUUCGGAGACCCAGAGGAGGAGCUGGUGAUGGACCAGGAGCUGCAGAACAAGGUGCACCUGCUGAGCAACAGAGAGGAGCUGUUAACCGCCCUCGACGAGCGCAGCGCCUUGGCGAGUCGUUUGCGGAAGCCACGAGCUGCACCAGGACGGGAACCAGCGAGGUACCAGUGGUGUUGCUUCCAGAAGUACAUGGCAGUUCUGGAACAUGAAGGCUUCCUUCUGUCCGAGAACACUGGGCCAACUCGAAUCGUGCAGACCAGUUUGAAAGGUGAGGCUGCUCAUCAGAUUGCUCAGGGAGCCAACAUCCUGUGGCUCAGCAGUCUCUUGCCGCAGCCGGGGCAGGACCUGGCAACGACCUAUGGCCUAGAGCCAGGGGACCUGGCUGCCCUGGUGGCCGCCAUGAGCGACGGCCGUGGCAGUGAUGCGGAGGAUGUGUCGAGCGCGUCGCUGGCGGAGGGAGAGCUGGCAGAGCUGCGAGAUGUGCUGGAGUGGCUGACGGAGUACCGUUGGCACCUUUGGGAGGUUCAACUCGGCCAUGGUGUUUAUGAAGCCAUGCCCCUGUCGGUGGAGGCCUUCCGCGUAACCAAAGCUUGGGCCUCUGGAGGGUCGUGGCAAGAGGUCGUGGCCACAGCUGCUAUGGCGGAGGGUGACGUUUUUCGGUUGUUGCGACGUACUUUGGAGAUUUUGGAAGGCCUUGAGCUCUGCCAGGCUUCGGCCCAAGAGGCCUCGGGCUGCUCGGCUGGUUGGCAGCUGCGGGUGCAACGGGCGCAAGAGAUGCUUCUGAGAUGUCCCCAGAGUCGACGCACGGAGAUCCUGAAGUUGAUGAGGCAUGACGCUGCAAGACACCCUGAGAUCCCUGAGAUGAUCCCUUCCUGCGAGUCGUGGUGGGAAAGCAAGCUGUGGAAGAGCGAGAAAAGGUUUAUGGCAUGCAUGCGCCUGCUUCGCGGCAUUGAACUGGACCAUGUCCAAGAACUGAUGCAGGCGGCGGAGCACGACGAAAGCGGCAAGCUAGAUGUGAAGGAGCUGCCUGCGUUGUUGAACAGCAUGGGCUACGAGACCUGGGACCUCCAGGUCAUCGAUGAGACCUUAGAGGAUUCUGGGCUGGGCCUUCGGUGCUCCAGGUUGGGACUUGGCGAUGUUUGGAGAUUUCUCAUGGAGUUUCGUCGUAAGGAGGGUUUCUGCCGAGAUGAGUUGAAGGCGCUUUCCGAGUGCUUCAAGCACCAUGAUGAGGACAACAGUGGAGAGCUGGAUAACUUGGAAUCACCUUUGGCACUACGAAUGUUGGGUUUCCCUGUAGGGUACAAUGAAGUGCAGCGCUGGCUUCUGAAGGUAGAUGUGGAUGAGUCUGGUGCUUUGAAUUUGGUGGAGUUCCGCAAGCUGGCACGAAUGCUUCAAGCCAAUGAUAUGAAUCACUUCCGGGAAGUCUUCGAUGUCUAUGUGCUGAAAGUGGGCAAUUCAGGGACACUAUCUCGUGAGAAUGCGGUCACUGUCCUCGAUUCGAUGGGCUUCUGCGUGGGUCCUGCCGUCUUUGACUCUGCGCAUGUCAAUGAGAAUCAGUUCCUGACGGUUUGCUAUGGACUCAUCAAAGAGCGGCGGGUGGAGUGUCGACGCAACGGCGGCUGGAGUGCUGAAGAGCUCAAGUGGCUCAGGACGGAAUUUGAUAGGUACAUUCCACCGGGCAGGGCCUAUGUGGCGAACAAGGAUCUGAUUCGUUUGCUGCAAGACAUCCUUCCACAGAUGUCCAGGGACCCGCUCUUCAGGCCUGAGUUGCGCGGCAUCCUCCGGCAAGUCGAGGUCGAAAGCACCGGAAAGCUAGGUUUCUCAAAGUAUUUGACCUUCCUGCAGCUGUGCACAUCAGCCAAGGAGAAAAGUGUGGCCCGACGACAACAGGCUGCAGUGGAGGAGGUUGGCUUCAACCAAAUCGAGUUGCAGGAGCUUCGUGAUCUCUUCCUGGAUGUAGCUGCGCGCCCAACCUGCAUCACGUUUGAAGAGGUAUGGAAGCUGAUCAACAGCACCACUCCUUUGGGCCACAAUCUUACGGUAGAGCUCCAGCAGAUCUUCAAUGAACAAUUGAUGAAAAGGAGUGACGUCCAUGAACCUCCAGAGCAAGCCUUGGACUUUGCAGAUUUCCUGCGGUUCAUGAGAAGGUUGAUGGACAUGAACUUUGCCAAGCUUGCGCAUGAUCAAUGA
Messenger RNA from Cladocopium goreaui, 3144 nucleotides. Lineage: Eukaryota; Dinophyceae; Suessiales; Symbiodiniaceae. The record is from the annotation of a GenBank genome assembly.